AUGUCUAAUGAAAAGAAAAAGAGCUUAAAAACUUUCGCUUUGAGAAGCAUUCAAUGGUUUUCGAUUCAUAGGAAUUUAGCAUCAAUUUUCUACUUGGAAAGUUCAUUGAAUAGUAUUCUGUUUCAUAUAAAAAAUAAUCAGAAUGGCCACGGCAUACAAUCUAAUACAUUAUGCAGCUUACUUCUCUUUUGGGCGAGUUGCUCACGAAUUAAAGGAAAGGAAAAAAAAGAACGACCAAAAGCAUUGACAAAGAAACAAAAAGAAUGA
Molecule: messenger RNA, 267 nt
Organism: Clunio marinus
Lineage: Eukaryota; Metazoa; Arthropoda; Insecta; Diptera; Chironomidae
Source: the annotation of a GenBank genome assembly